Molecule: messenger RNA, 721 nt
Organism: Trichomonas vaginalis G3
Lineage: Eukaryota; Parabasalia; Trichomonadida; Trichomonadidae
Product: protein of unknown function, DUF4106 family
Exons: 1
Source: RefSeq, a predicted model, not a curated record
AUGCCACGUAAGCUACGUAAGAAUAUACGUAAGAGGAAGGGAGCAUUGAAACAUCCAAUAGUAAAACUGACACCACAACAACAGUUGCAACAACAAAUGAUGAAUGACCCCACUAUGUUGCAACAAAUGUCAAGCAACCCUAUGCUUUUAAACCGAGUUAUUGGUGCACAGAGUGGAGGUUUAAGAGCGGCACUUUUAGCGAAAAUGGCAGGCUAUGGUGGAGCUGCAGACGGAACAGCUUAUAACCCUCAAAGUCAAAUGAAUUUGAGUUCACUCAAAAAUCAAAUAACAGAUGUCAAAAAGUCAAACAUAGACAUACAGAAACAAAUAAGUGAAAACGAAAAGAAACUAGAAUAUGACAGACACACAAAGAAACUCAAUGAGUUAAACGUAGAGAAAAAGAAGAAAGAAGAACAACUGAAAGAACUAAGUACAGAGGAAUAUGCGAAAAAAGUGUCAGAAAAAGCAGCAGAAGUAGCAAAAAUGGAACAAGAUGUUAUAAAUUUGAAAAACCAUACUACUCAAUAUAAAGUACUGAAAGAUGAAGAGAUAAAACAAAAAGCCAUGAAGACAUAUAUGGAUAGCGAUGAGUAUAAAAAAGAAGUUGAAGCAAAUGUAAAGGCAGAAAAACUUUUACAGUUGCAAAACCAAACCGUACAGUAUGAAAACUUAGCACAAGAAAGUAAAAAUAACGACGCGGCUAUGCAAAAGGCAAUGAAAA